AUGGAGGAAGACAGACGACAGACCGAUCUCGGCACAGCAGCCGAUAUCGAAGAGGCCCAGCUCGCUCAGGCUAGCCCAUCCCCCGCCAUUGAAAAUGAGACAGAGUCAGCAACACCACAGAACGGGGCCACGCCGCUGAAGCAGCCCAAGAAGAGAUUUGUAGGAAAAAGAAUCGCUAAUGAGGUUGCUGCAAAGAAUGGAUCGUCGGGGGCUGCUGGUGCAAGCGGCACUGUCGCAACUGCCAAACCCCGAAGAGCGCCCAGACUAUUGAAUCAAGUUCCUAAGGAAAUUCUCGAGAAUCCUGAUCUGAAGGCUGCUAUUGCUUUGCUACCGGCCAACUACAACUUUGAGAUUCCAAAGACGAUUCAUCGUAUCCAGACCUCAGACUCCAAGAGAGUUGCGCUCCAGAUGCCCGAAGGCCUCCUUCUUUUUGCUACUACCAUCUCCGACAUUCUGACCCAAUUCUGCCCGGGUAUCGAGACUCUCAUCAUGGGAGAUGUGACCUACGGUGCAUGCUGUAUCGAUGAUUACACUGCGAGGGCCCUUGAUUGCGACUUGCUGGUGCACUAUGCUCACAGCUGUCUCAUCCCUGUCGACGUGACCACUAUCAAGACACUCUACGUCUUUGUCGAUAUCAGCAUCGAUGCGACACAUCUUCUAGCAUCUUUGGAACGAAACUUUGCCAGUGGCAAGACCAUUGCCGUUGUCGGAACCAUCCAGUUCAAUGCCACUAUUCACGGUGUCAAGAGCAGUCUCGAGCGAGGCGGUUUCCGUGUGCUUGUUCCGCAGAUUGCCCCUCUGAGCAAGGGUGAGAUUCUGGGAUGUACAUCCCCUCGUCUUACCGAAGAUGACAAGAUCGAUCUGAUCCUAUACCUUGGUGAUGGCCGUUUCCACCUUGAGAGUAUUAUGAUUCACAACCCUACUAUCCCAGCAUACCGAUACGAUCCCUAUUCUCGCAAGCUGACUCGUGAGACCUACGGCCACGAGGAGAUGCAGUCUCUUCGACGAACUGCCAUUCAGAGCGCUAGAACAGCGCGCAAAUGGGGCUUGAUUCUUGGUGCCCUGGGUCGUCAGGGUAACCCACACACGUUGGGUCUCAUCGAGAAGGAACUCAAGGCUCGGGGCAUCCCCAUAGUGCACCUUUUGCUGAGUGAGAUCUUCCCAGGCAAGCUCGCACUCAUGUCGGAUGUCGAGUGCUGGGUGCAGGUGGCUUGUCCGCGGUUGAGCAUUGAUUGGGGAUACGCUUUCCCGAGGCCGUUACUGACACCUUACGAGGCGUUGGUAGCUCUGGGAGAGAAACAGGAUUGGGGAGAUGGUGUGUAUCCCAUGGAUUAUUAUGGAAAGGACGGGUUGGGUAGGACGAGGCCUUUGCAGAUUGCCUCAUAG
This is a messenger RNA of Fusarium venenatum, 1386 nucleotides long. RefSeq names its product Diphthamide biosynthesis protein 1. The record is from RefSeq and is a predicted model, not a curated record. Gene Ontology annotation, biological process: protein histidyl modification to diphthamide. Gene Ontology annotation, molecular function: 2-(3-amino-3-carboxypropyl)histidine synthase activity. Lineage: Eukaryota; Fungi; Ascomycota; Sordariomycetes; Hypocreales; Nectriaceae.